Messenger RNA from Dioscorea cayenensis subsp. rotundata (Guinea yam), 1546 nucleotides. Its product is annotated as extensin-like. The record is from RefSeq and is a predicted model, not a curated record. The transcript has 4 exons. Bases 27 to 1109 code for a protein of 360 amino acids. NCBI's taxonomy places the organism in Eukaryota, Viridiplantae, Streptophyta, Magnoliopsida, Dioscoreales, Dioscoreaceae.
AGUGCUUUGUGAAUUAUGUAUUUGGGAUGCCCAGGAAGCAGUUGGAGCUGGUGGAGAAAAUCAAUCCUGGAACAAAAUUAUUCCUCUUUGACUUUGAUGAAAAGCUUCUCUAUGGUAUCUUCAAUGCCAUCACCUGGGGUGGAGCUAAUUUGGUGCCAACGGCUUUUGGUGGGAAAUUUCCAGCCCAGGUCAAGUUUGAGAUUCUACAGGAUUGCACACCUCUUUCAGAAAAUAUCUUUAAGGAAGCUAUACAUGAGAACUACACAACAAAGUCCAAAUUUAAUCCAGAGCUCAGUACCCGGCAGGUUAUCAAAUUGUUGUCCUUGUUCCUACCUGCUGGUUUGCCAGGGAAAUCACUUCCACAACUACCUCGGGAUGGACUCGAUAUACCACCAGCUCCUUCUGGUCCUUCUUACCUGUCUGUUCCAGCUCAUUUUCCUCUUCCGGGGGAGCAUUUCAGGUCUAAUUGUGAUCCAGCUUCAUCAGAUCAAUACAGGCAACAGCAUACCACCUAUACCAUGCCUCCUGCUACAGAUCCAUACAGACAGAAUUGCACACCACCACCAGCAGACCAAUACAAACCAGGUUAUGCGCCCCCUCUACAAUACCAAUAUGGGCAAGGUUAUGCAUUCCCUCCAUCAUUGUACGAACAUCAACAAUACUAUGCUGCACCACCGUCAAACCAGUACAGGCAAGAUCAUGCACCUCGUACAUCAUACCAAUGUGCACAAGUUUAUGUGCCACCUCGAUUUGAUCAAUCCACAGAAGGUUAUAUACCCCCUUCAUUGAACCAAUAUAGACAUGAUUAUGCAUCACUGCCACCGCCAUCAGACCAAUACAGUGCGUCCGAGUAUAACUUAGGUGUUUCAAAUGAACCUCAAUAUGUGUCUAUGGAUACUGCCACCAAUGCAAAUUAUCCAUAUCCGCCUUCAUAUUCAGCGCCUACAGUUAGUGCAGAGAAUGGCUUUUAUGCUCAAGCUACAGUUCAAUUGCCUUCAAAUUAUCCGGCACCUGCCAAUGGUGCACCAACUCAAGUAACUACAGAUUAUCCUUUGACUUCUACUGGUGCACCACUUCAAGUGAACCCUUUAUAUUACCCUGCAACUUGAAUGGCCCACUUCUUCAAGUGGACUCUUCAAAAUUUUCUGCAAAAUCUAGCAGUCUAACUCUUCAAGUGAACUCUGGAUAGCAACUACAUUGCAAACCUGUUGAGUGUCACCGACAAUACUCCAGUGUUUACAUUUGAUGAAUUGAAGAAAUCUGCUCAUUAUCCCAGCAUGGAUUAUAUGCACCUAGAGUGUGAAACUGGAAAAUUGAUAUGUUUUCAUGGGUGAGUUCUACUACCAGGUAAUUGCUUGUGAGUAAUUCCAUAAUUGCUAGGAUUAUGAGCUGGGUUUAAACUGAGAAUGUACAGUCAAUAUUUUACUUACUGCCAAGUAUUAUAUCUAUACCAGUGUAACAUAUGUUAGGUGUGUUUUUCGUAAUCCUAAUUCCAUAUGUAUGUUAUUUUCCUUUGCUCUGUUUAUCUCUUCAUGCUCCCUUUUCA